AACUAAACAAAUAUCUUCACUUGUAGCAUUAAAUGGAUUACAUUCAGAACAUUGUAUAUUUGUCAAGAUAAGUAUUUCAACUUCAACAUCUGAUUAUAUAGAUGAUGAUGAUAUAUAUUCUGUAGAUAUAUUUGAUGAACUACCUAGACCUGAUGAAUC
Scutellospora calospora is the source of this 159-nucleotide messenger RNA. Lineage: Eukaryota; Fungi; Glomeromycota; Glomeromycetes; Diversisporales; Gigasporaceae. The record is from the annotation of a GenBank genome assembly.